This is a messenger RNA of Thamnophis elegans (Western terrestrial garter snake), 4618 nucleotides long. It is a transcript of the gene TXLNB, whose product is annotated as taxilin beta. Lineage: Eukaryota; Metazoa; Chordata; Lepidosauria; Squamata; Natricidae. Gene Ontology annotation, molecular function: syntaxin binding. The record is from RefSeq and is a predicted model, not a curated record.
AUUACGUUAGAAGUGUAGAAAAUACUGAGAAUACCUACAUAAACCUGUACAUAAAUACAUUUCUGAACAGAAACAUUGCCAUAUGGGAAAAGCGAACUAAAACUGUCUACUUCUGCAUCAGUUGUUUUGCCUCGUGUUUGUCUAAAACUGAGCUCUCUGCUGUCAGGUAUCCAGCAUGGACUAUGACCAAAGCACCAGUGGCCAGCCUGAACAGCAACAAUCACCUUCUGCGAACAACCCUGAAGAUCUGCCUUCUCAGAAUUACUUCGGGAAAGCAAGUGAGACACCGCUUCUUCAGUCCCCUGAGAACACAGCCCAGGCUCAGCCUGAAACAAAGCUCUGUGAUGUAUCUGAGGAGCUGAGCCAACAGCUGGAGGACAUUAUUAAAACCUACGGAUCAGCUGCCUGUCUGGUGGAGGAAGGGAAUAUGAAAGCAACAGACGGAGCUGAGAAAGGAGAAUUGUUUAGUCCCGAAGAUGGGGUCUAUGAAGAUGGCCAUGAUGAGGCUGAGAAAGACCAGGCCCCUUUGGGGGAUGGCUCAAAGGAGGCCAGUAUUCCAAAAGAACAAAAACUGGAAAAGAAAAUCUUGAAAGGAUUAGGAAAAGAGGCUACCCUGCUGAUACAACAUCUGACCAAGCUGAAUACAGCAGAAGAAAAAUUGGAGCUCUUAUUUAAGAAGUAUGCAGAACUGUUGGAAGAACAUCGUUCUGAACAAAAAAAGCUGAAGUAUCUGCAGAAAAAACAGGCCCAGCUCAUGAAGGAAAAAGACCAAUUACAGAGUGAACACAGCAGAGCCAUCCUGGCCCGGAGCAAAUUGGAGAGUCUUUGUAGGCAACUCCAAAGACACAACAAAACCCUGAAGGAGGAGACACUUCAGCGAGCAAGAGAAGAAGAAGAAAAGAGGAAGGAGAUCACGAAUCAUUUCCAGGGCACACUGAAUGAUAUCCAGGCACAGAUUGAGCAGCAAAGUGAGAGGAACAUGAAGUUAUGCCAGGAAAAUUCUGAGCUGGCUGAGAAACUGAAAAGCAUCAUUGAUCAGUAUGAAGUCAGAGAGGAGCAUCUUGAUAAAAUAUUUAAGCACAGGGAACUUCAGCAGAAACUGGUAGAUGCCAAGUUGGAACAGUCACAAGAGGUUAUGAAGGAAGCUGAAGACAGGCAUCAGCGAGAAAAGGAAUAUCUACUUACCCAAGCAGCAGAAUGGAAACUACAGACAAAAAUGCUAAAGGAACAAGAGACUGUUCUCCGGGCUCAGCUGACACUCUAUUCUGAACGUUUUGAAGAAUUUCAGAAAACGCUAACAAAAAGCAAUGAAGUGUUUGCCAACUUCAAGCAAGAAAUGGACAAGAUGACAAAGAAAAUGAAAAAACUGGAAAAAGAUACAGCCACAUGGAAAGCAAGGUUUGAGAACUGUAACAAAGCUUUACUGGACAUGAUUGAAGAGAAAGCCAUGAGGGCCAAGGAAUAUGAAUGCUUUGUAGUGAAAAUUCAAAGACUAGAAAAUCUUUGCAGAGCUCUGCAGGAGGAACGGAACGUAUUGUAUAAAAAAAUAAAAGAAGCACAAUUCCCUGAAGAGAACAAAGAAGAGGAAGCAGAAGACGAUGAGGAGGAAGAACAGCAAGCUGGAGUGGAGGAUAGUCUGGAGAAUAAGACAACAGUUACAAGUCAGGCUAUUGAUGAGCCAUCUGCCACCAGUGAAAUUAUCCCAAAAGAUUUGGCUACAGCUUUCAUGGUGAUUCACGUGAAUAUGCCUGUAAUCCCAACCAAUGAAGAAAAAGUGGAAGAACUACACGAUCCCAAAGUAUGUGACCCAAUUUGUCCUCCUGAAAUACUGGAUUCUUGCAAGCCACAAGGCAACCAGGACUGCUGUAUUGAUCCAACAUCCAUGCCCAAAGCACAGGAACUAGAGGGGGACAUAGUAAAACUUGAUCCCGAUCAUCCCGUGUUGAAGCUCUCAAAUACUGACAUGGAAGAUGUUGAUUAGCACGAUAUAAUGAUGUGUUUCCCCAAAAAUUACAUUCUCCAACCCUUUCCUAAACUUUGCUGGUUUUCAUAGUAAUAUGGCUUUACAAGUAUUUUCAAACCUCCUUCAAUUUCAUAGAAUACACGCUAUUGUAUUCCCAUGAUUACUGGUGGUGUUUGAAUCUGCUUUACUUCUCAUUCAGGUAAAGCCAAGAGUUUAGGCAUCUUGACCUAAUUACCUAACAGUAAUUCGCCUCAUAAUUUUCUGCUACUUUCAUCAUAGUUAAGUCUUUGGAAAUGUUGUGGAUUUCUGAAAACAUUUUUUUUGUUUUAAAUUUAUAUGCCUUAAGUUGGGAUCUGGUAUGAAGUGAUCUGUCAUAUGUUUUCUGAUAUAGAAUGACGGUGUUAACACUGAUCCAUGUCCAAGCUUAGAAUGGCUGUAUUAUAUCUUUAGUCAUACAAUCUGACUUGAAAAAUAAACUAAAUUUGGAAAUCUUUCAAGAUCCAGUACAAGAACAGGUAGGCCUCAAACUUGGGAAUGGCAUUUAAAUUUUGCUUUCAAAAAUUAGCUGUUUCUUUUGCAGUAAAUUCUUUUGGGGUUAUAAAAUAUGCAAAAUGGCACACACCUGUUCCUAUAUUCUACAUCAGCAGUCCCCAAAUCUCUUGUACUAGGGGACUGAUUUCAUUGGUAAAAAUUAUAUUUUCAUGGACUGGAGGAGGGGGAUGAUUUUGAUUUCACUCGCCUGCCACUCACUUCCACCUUUGUGACCCAGUUCCUAACUAUCAACGGACAGGUAUUGGUCCAUGGCUCGAAGUUGGGGACCCCUAUUCUGCAUUCAUAUUUUAUAUUACAAAUAAUUUAUCUGUCUUUUUAAAAUUGUUAUUAUUCAAACAUGUAUGACCACGAUCUAGUACCUGAGUUUGUCAUUGGAUUCCCCUGAAUUAAACAAUUAUUCAGUAUGUUAUCUAGACUAUAUAAUUUUAUGCCAAUCAAUUGAAUUCACAUUUUUUUAAACACUGGAUUGCAUCUCAGGAAUUCUAGCCUAGUUUCAAUAUUAAGAUUUUCAUUUAUAACCUCCUUAGUAUUUUAAACAUUGCCUUAAUAGUUUUCAUUUGCUGGGGAUUCCCCCCCCCCUUUCUUUUAUUAGACAAAAGCUCACAUUUCUACAAAAGCUGUCAGAUGUGGAUGUUUUUAUGGGGACUAUAAACAGAAAUUUGAAUUAGGCCUAAUAAUGAUCAGAUUCUUCAAAACAGUUGAGAUAUAUUAUCUCAGUAAUGUAAUGUAACGAACCAUCUGAAAAAUAGUUGAUAAUAUUUGUCUGAGAUCAUCAAGGUAUACAUUACCACCUGUAUUGAAGAGAUUCAAAUUAGGGAUGACUCCAGAACCAAUUUCACAGUAGGAAUCUCUCCACAUUAGACAUUAAAAAAUCUAUUUGAAGAUCUCUCUAUAAUACUACAUUGUACUGUAUAAUGUAUUGUGAUUGCACUUUGAGAGUUGGGAGAGCAGGUUGGUCUCCAAUUUAAAAAUACUAGAAAUGACUACAAAGGCAAAAAGAGAAACCUUUGAUCCCAAAGCCCCACCCAAACAGGCAGAGUCUAUAAGACAAGCCAAAUGAAUCAUUAAUAAGUAGCAAGUCUAUACCUGAGAUUUUCAUUGAACUGACAACAUCUAUCAUGCAAAAAUGAGAAGCAACUUUAGCAAGUUUGUAGAGUGGUGCAAAAAUAUCUUUUGAAAACCCCUGACAGAUCCAAAUUAAUAGUUAGAUGUUUCUAGGGGCUAUUACAAAUAGGAUUCUGGCUACAAAAUGAUUGUUGAAGUAUCCUGCUUGAGUGGUUCACUUCAUGGUUAUCUCAUACAUUUUUGUAUUAUUCCUUGUGGAAACAUACAUACAAUCAAUGUACUUGAAAGCAGUAAACAGACAGAAUGAGGGUUUCCACCUACUCAACUUUUCUGUCUUUUUAAAGCCAUAAAUACUAAAAGGCUGGUGCACACUUAGUACUAAUUCACCAGCAAUUCACAACUAUCCACUGUACUUACAGAUCAAGAAUUUCAAGCAGCCAGAAAAAGCCUGUGCCAGAACUGAUGAUCACACUUUUUUCACUUUCUACAUGACAUUAGCAACUAAAUAAGCUUUAUUUGUUUUUUUAUAUAACUCUAAGGUGUUGGGAUGUUUGAGACACAGGUAGUACUCGACUUACAACCAGUCACUUAGUGACCAUUCAAAGUUGCAACAGACCCCAAAAAAGGGAGGACAGGAUUUGAAGUUCUGACAUCUGUCCCCAGUCAUGUUCAUUUUGGGCACUCAGCCCAUAAAUGCACCAGCCUGUAUUUAUGGCUCUUUGCUACAUCCUGUGAAUAUGUGACUGCAAUUUACAUUUUUGAUUUUGCUUAACAUGUGUUUGCUUCAUAACUACCAUGCUCAUUUAAAGACGCCAGAAAAGGUCAUAAAAUCUGAUGAUCAUGUGGUGACCUGAAAUUGCGGGCUCAAUUAUUAUAAAUGAAGGACUACCUGUAACUUGUUUACAAAUGUUUGAGAAAAUAAUGUAAAAUUUGCUAUUGCUAAGGAAACCCUGGAAGCCUUAGUUAUGAUACCCUGUUUCCCUGAAAAUAAGACCUCUCCGGAUAAUAAGCCUAAUCGGGCUUUUGAGUGCAUGCACU